Messenger RNA from Arctia plantaginis, 1122 nucleotides. The record is from the annotation of a GenBank genome assembly. NCBI's taxonomy places the organism in Eukaryota, Metazoa, Arthropoda, Insecta, Lepidoptera, Erebidae.
AUGGGAGCUCAUGUAUCCAGAACUGAUUUUGAGUGGGUUUACACGGAGGAACCUCAUGCCAGUCGCCGGAAAAUAAUUCUAGAAAAAUAUCCACAAAUUAAGAAGCUGUUCGGCUACGAUCCUAUGUUCAAAUGGAUAGUGACAAUGAUGGUGGUCAUCCAACUUUUAUCCCUGCCUAUAGUGCAGCACCUCAGCUGGCCGGCGCUACUGCUAAUGGCGUACUGUUUUGGUGGAGUUAUAAAUCAUUCUCUUAUGUUAGCUAUCCACGAAAUAGCUCACAACCUGGCCUUCGGACAUAACCGACCUAUGGCCAACAGACUAUUCGGGUUCUUCGCGAAUCUACCUCUAGGAAUACCUAUGUCUAUUAGCUUCAAAAAGUACCACUUGGAACAUCACAGAUACCAAGGCGACGAAGUGAUCGACACAGACCUGCCGACGCUUCUGGAAGCGAAGCUAUUCUGUACGACAGCUGGCAAGCUUGUCUGGUUGUUCCUACAGCCUUUGUUUUAUACCAUCAGGCCGCUGGUUGUCAGGCCGAAGUCCCCCACGCCGAUGGAGUUCAUCAACCUCGUGAUCCAACUGUUCUUUGAUGCUUGCAUUGUUAAAUUGUUCGGUUGGAAAGUUCUGUUAUAUCUUAUAUUGGGUGGACUAAUGGCUAUGGGAGUGCAUCCAGUCGCAGGUCAUUUUGUGGCAGAACACUACAUGUUCCGCAAGGGCUUCGAGACCUAUUCCUACUAUGGACCCCUGAACUGGAUCACCUUCAACGUAGGAUACCACAAUGAGCAUCAUGACUUCCCCGCAGUACCUGGUAGCAGAUUACCAGAGGUAAAACGCAUUGCCCCAGAAUUCUACGACGAUCUACCUCAACACAACAGCUGGUCGAAGGUUCUAUAUGACUUUGUGUUUGAUCCAGAGGUCGGUCCCUACGCCAGGAUCAAGCGAAUUAAUCUCAUUACUUCCGAAGAGCUGUUGAAAAUUCUACAAGAGUCGGAGCAUGAGGACUCUGAAUCCCAAAAUAUGGAGUACGUUGUAUGGACCGCGGAUUACGCGUCAUUUACUGGCAGAAGGGAAUUAUUUGUAGAAGAUGUUGGCUCCAAAACUUUUGGGACCAAUCUCUUCUAG